Molossus molossus (Pallas's mastiff bat) is the source of this 1115-nucleotide messenger RNA. RefSeq names its product dehydrogenase/reductase 11 (gene DHRS11). The transcript is spliced from 7 exons. Gene Ontology annotation, molecular function: oxidoreductase activity. Lineage: Eukaryota; Metazoa; Chordata; Mammalia; Chiroptera; Molossidae. The record is from RefSeq and is a predicted model, not a curated record. Bases 112 to 969 code for a protein of 285 amino acids.
GCGGCGGCUGCCGCGGCGGUGAGAGAACGGCCAAGCCCCUGCGACCUGAGGCGCAGCUCCGCUAUCCCAGGGCCCAGCUCGCCCAGUGAGGUGGGCGGGCGGCUCCGGACCAUGGCCAGGGCCGGCAUGGAGCGGUGGCGUGACCGGCUAGCACUCGUGACGGGAGCUUCGGGGGGCAUCGGCGCGGCCGUGGCCCGGGCCCUGGUCCAGCAGGGACUGAAGGUGGUGGGUUGUGCCCGCACCGUGGGCAACAUAGAGGAGCUGGCUGCCGAAUGUAAGAGUGCAGGCUAUCCCGGGACUUUGAUCCCCUACAGAUGUGACCUGUCAAAUGAAGAGGACAUCCUCUCUAUGUUCUCGGCCGUCCGCUCUCAGCACAGCGGUGUGGACAUCUGCAUCAACAAUGCUGGCUUGGCCCGGCCUGACACCCUGCUCUCAGGCAGCACCAGCGGUUGGAAGGACAUGUUCAAUGGGUUCUCUGUGGCUCCAUCACCUGCUCAGAUGGGCCCAAGCUGGGGACACCCAACUGCCCUCCCUGGCCUGCAGGUGAAUGUGUUGGCCCUCAGCAUCUGCACGCGGGAAGCCUACCAGUCCAUGAAGGAGCGGAAUGUGGAUGAUGGGCACAUCAUUAACAUCAACAGCAUGUCUGGCCACCGAGUGUUACCUCAGUCUGCGGUCCAUUUCUAUAGUGCUACCAAGUACGCCGUCACUGCUCUGACAGAGGGACUGAGGCAAGAGCUUCGGGAGGCCCAGACCCACAUCCGAGCCACGUGCAUCUCUCCAGGAUUGGUGGAGACACACUUCGCUUUCAAACUUCAUGACCAGGACCCUGAGAAGGCAGCUGCCACCUAUGAACACAUAAAGUGUCUCAAACCCGAAGAUGUGGCUGAGGCUGUCAUCUAUGUCCUCAGCACCCCGCAACGUGUCCAGAUUGGAGACAUCCAGAUGAGGCCCACGGAGCAGGUGUCCUAGUUUCCUGUGGGGAGCUCCUCCCCUCCCAGCCCUCAUGGCUUGGUUCUGCCUCUGGGUUGUAGGUGUUAAUUUCUGGACUCCUGGAUUCCACUUUCUCUCUCUACCCCCACCAUGAGUUUGAAAAUUUGUUUGAGGUCUUUUUUACC